Xenia sp. Carnegie-2017 is the source of this 1234-nucleotide messenger RNA. RefSeq lists its product as uncharacterized. Lineage: Eukaryota; Metazoa; Cnidaria; Anthozoa; Malacalcyonacea; Xeniidae. The record is from RefSeq and is a predicted model, not a curated record. The transcript is spliced from 3 exons. The coding region runs from base 27 to 1028 and encodes 333 amino acids.
AUAUGUUUAUACUUAAAUGAAAAACAAUGGCAAACUGUAAAGAGAUCAUUUCAUUUCUUCUUCUCCAGUCGUUACUUAUUAAUUCCUACUUGUGCAACAUCGUGAAACGAAAAGCACCAGAAGGAAAACUUUACGUAUUUUCAAAAAGAGAAGGAUGUGUGUUUGUACAAAGUGAAAGUCCUUGUACAUUAAACUGGAAAUUGAAUCCAUACAUCGCCAAACUUUACACACAGAAGAACAAGGUCGUUUCACAUGCACUCAAUCUCUAUACUCAACUUGGCAUUUCAUCUUUGUGCAGAGAUGCUGUUAAAGAAGCCUUAUGUUCACAAUGGACCCCAAGAUGUUCCGAAAUCAAUUACAGUCGAGAUUAUGGUGAUGUUACAAGGCUGUGUAACAACGUUUACUCUCGUUGUCCAUCAAAUCUUGUAAAUGAGUUUAAGAACCAAAAAUUCUGCAAGACUCUUAAAAAGGGCAGACAUUCAAACGAUCAGUGUGUUGCGAAUACUGCACCCAUCAGUGGUGCUUGUCCGCAGCCAAAGUAUAAGAUGACAUCGUGGCUCCUUGAGGAAUAUCGAAAAACUUCUGUAAGAAUCCAGCCAACUUUGAGACGUCUUCGUAAUCUACGAUACGGUGAUGGUGGAAGGAUUUUUUCAGAUUCAUGUGUGUCACAAAUGACUGAAAUCGAUUGUGCAGCAAUUUAUUGCUCAGCAAAUGAAACUGAGCUCUUGGUAAAAAUGGAUAGUAAUGAUUGUCAUCAGGUUGUCAGUGACUGUAUCGACGAACCAUUCAGAAGAUUGUCAAAAUCGACUAGUGCUUGGAAUGUUUUGAAUACUUUGAGAAAUCAACUUAAAACAAAUUGUGACACUUUUGCUGCGCCCUCAUCCGACUUGAGACCUGAGCCUCCACGGAUUUACAAGAAAUCACCUACAAAAAAAAGUGCUGGAAACAGAGAGCACAAAGCCAUUGGAAUCCUCCCUUCGUCUUUUUGCACUUAUGAAAAUGCUUUUAAUUGCUUGAACUCGAGAUGAACCAAACUUUUUUUAUAUUCGUAUAUAAUCCAAAAAACUUCACAUAUAGUUGAUGCAGUAUAGUAAUACUUGGUGUUAGGCUGAAGUAUACUUGCAUGAUUUUUAAUUUUACAGUUAUUAGCUAUUUUGCAAGGUUCUUCUUCAUGAUGAUUGUAUUUGUUGUUUUCACGUCUUAAAUGAACUUAUAAUAACAAACAUAAGAGUAA